UUUCCCCCUCACUUCCUCUUAUAUGUAAUUUUGUAUAACAAUGAGGGUCUCCUUCCAUUUCCAUGCAAUUUCCCUUCUCUCUCCCUUUCCCUCCCACCUCUCGUCCCUGUUUAAUGUUAAUCUUCUUCUCAUGCUCUUCCUCCCUGCUCUGUUGUUAGUUUCUCUCCUUAUAUCAAAGAAGACAUUUGGCAUUUGUUUUUUAGGGAUUGGUUAGCUUCACUUAGCAUAAUCUGCUCUAAUGCCAUCCAUUUCCCUGCAAAUUCCAUGAUUUUGUCAUUUUUUAGUGCAGAGUAAUACUCCAUUGUGUAUAAAUGCCACAUUUUUUUUUAGGUUGGGGUGCACUGAAACCUAGAGGUGAUUUUUUUUCUUCAAGUUCCUUGUGAAGUCUUCCUUGGCCACCCUGCUUAUGAUUUCUCCUAACUCCUAGGACUCCUAUGGACCACAGAACUCAUUAGUUGUCCAACUAACUAACUGUAAGAGGCAGCAAGUGCCUGGCUGUCUUCUUACAGGAUUUCUGUUCUGUCCUAAUUUCUUUGUAACCUCCUCUGGCUUAGAGACUUAGUUUUAUACCUUUCUAUCCCACAGGAUGCUGUGCACUGAGUUGAUACUUAAUAUGUAUUUGUUUUGUGAGGCUCUUCUUUCAGAUGUCAGCAGGAGGAAUUUGAAAGUGAUGUACAGGAAAGAAGUGAGAGGAUUUGGUGAUAGAUUAGAUAUAAGGAAUGGUGUUGAGGUUUCAGUUUGUGAUCCUGGAAGGAUAAUGGUGUUAUGGACAAAAAAAGGAAAGUUAGGAAGAGAAGCUGAUUUAGGAAGAGACUGAAUCAAUUUAGUUUGAAUUUAUUGAAUUUUCUUUGCUAGUAGGAUGUCCACAUGAAGUUGCCCAGAAUAUUAUGGAUGCAUCAGAAUACAAACAGAAUUGGAGCUACUUGUGACUGCUGCCUGAAGUCAUGUAAUCUUCUCAAGAGCAGGGAUAGCCCCUUCCUCAUGUUUCUAGUGCCUAGGAAAGGAGCUGGCAAAUAACGGGUGCUUGUUGUUGGUAGUUGAUAGGCUUAUUGAGAUGAGAGGUGAGGUUAUUGAGAUGAGGCUGGCAUGUAGCUAUGAAGCUUAACAUGAAAAGAAUACAGGCUUUGAAAAAAGUUCCUUGUGGGUUUGACUUCUAGCCCCACCAUGCUCUAUGUGUGGUCUCUGUUGAGCCAGUGACUCCUCUGAAUCGCCUGUCCUCAUCCUCGAAAUGGAGUGAUAAGACCACUCCUACAUGGAUAUGUGGGCCAAUUGUAAUUGUUUGGGGUGUUUUGAUGAUUUAUUUAUAAUAUGAUAUAGUUAGUGGUCCAUCUGUAUAUUAUCUUCCAUAUCAGUCAGUUCUGACAAUGCAUUCAGCACUCUGAGAGUAAUUAAGUUAAACACUGGGAACACUGGGCUCAGUACAUCCAUUACUAUCAUAAUGUACAUUAGUUGGUAAUACUACCUUUUAUAUUAACAGCUAUCAAAACAGAGUCAUGAUAGCAUGGGAUUUGAUAGACAUGUUGGAUGAUUAAUAAUAGAAUUACAUAGUAUUUUCUAUUUAUAGAUUAAUCUGCUUAACUAAGAGAAUCAUCUCAUAGAAGAUGAAUGAAAAUCCUCAUAUUUUUAUGUAAUAAAAUUAGCACUAAAUUUAGAGAAGCAAUUAGAAUCUAUAUUUAGCUUCAUUUUGGGCAAAACUCUUGGUUACCUUGAUAGAUACCUCAAGUCUCUUUUCUUCAAGUCAGAAAUUAAGUUUUUAAAGCCUUCUGGUCUAGGAUCUCCUUUGCCUUUUUUCUCUGAAUAUAAAUCCUAAAUCCAUGUCUUUUGAAAGGGUUUUCUAACUUCUUAUAUCUCUUCUGGAUCUGUUUCUUUGGAGCCUUUGGGUCCUCCAGAACUGUAUGCUUUGCCUUACUUUUUGCAUCUGAGCAGAUGUCGUGGCACUAAGACCCAGAAACCGUUUCGCUGUGUGGCUGGAGCUGGGCAGGCUGUGCUUGCACUGAAGGGAAGGAAGUCAUUAGUGCAGACUGAGCUGUGGAGUUGGGUUCUUGCAGGAUUUCCUUCCAGCCUUUCCCUACUAAGGUUCUUGGGAAUUAAAAAAAAAAAAAUCUAAACACACAAACCAAGUUUUCCUAUUUACAGUGUUCAGGGAAGGUAGGCAUUCCGGGAAGGGCAGCUCCUUUUCCCAAGUUAUCCAAGAAGGAAAAGAAAACAGCAUAAAAGAAGCUCUGAUUACAGAUCUUUGGAAUUUUCUUUGCUAAAUUUUACAAACGAGAAAUACACCCAGAAUUUUGGGAAUUGCUCCAGGCUGCUCGUGAGGGUUUGAUUGCUUGUCUAAUCUUUUUUGAGAAGAGAAGAAUUCGCCAAAGGGGUUUGGAUGGCAGGAGCCCGGCUGGGUUUCUGCAGCAGCUCGCGUUCUCAGUCUCUUCUCUGAGAGAGGGUCUCUGUAGCCAGCUCCGAGACCCCCUGCCGCAGGCUCCUUUUGCAAGCGCCAGCCGGGGAAAAUGCCCCGCUCUGGCAGGAGUACACUGGUGGCUGCUGGGACUUCCUAGCGCGGUGGGAAGUGUGUUCGUGGUUUGGGGAUACUUUUCAUUGAACUGAAGGCGAAAAGACUGGACUCUCCUGGGCUUUUUCCCUUUGCAGUGAAUAUGGGGAAGAAUUAGGGGGUGGAAGGGAGGCAGCAUGACUUGCAGUCGCCGCUGCCCUGCAUCUGCCCCCAGCCCCCAGCCAACAUCUUGAUGUUCCACGUAUCGGCUGUACAAAUAUGAUGAAAUGGCAGCCCCGGAAGAAGGCAUACUUCCGACAGGGUGUUGCCCUCCAGUACCUUGGACGUCAUGCCGAUGCCCUGGCAGCCUUCGCAUCUGGACUGGCUCAAGACCCCAAGAGCCUCCAGCUUCUGGUGGGGAUGGUAGAAGCCGCCAUGAAAUCUCCCAUGAGAGACUCCCUGGAACCCACUUACCAGCAACUUCAGAAAAUGAAACUGGACAAGAGUCCCUUUGUGGUCGUGUCUGUGGUUGGGCAGGAGCUCCUGACUGCCGGCCACCAUGGGGCCUCUGUGGUUGUCCUAGAAGCCGCUCUGAAGAUUGGCACCUGCAGCCUCAAGCUGAGGGGCUCCGUUUUCUCUGCCCUGAGCAGCGCGUACUGGUCUCUCGGGAACACAGAGAAGAGCACUGGAUACAUGCAGCAGGACUUGGACGUAGCCAAGACCUUAGGUGACCAGACAGGAGAAUGCCGGGCUCAUGGGAACCUGGGCUCUGCAUUCUUCUCCAAAGGAAACUACCGGGAGGCUCUCACCAGCCACCGGCAUCAGCUGGUGCUCGCCAUGAAACUCAAGGAUCGGGAGGCAGCUUCGUCAGCCCUGAGCAGUCUGGGCCACGUGUACACAGCCAUCGGAGACUACCCCAAUGCACUGGCCAGUCACAAACAGUGUGUUCUUCUCGCCAAGCAAUCCAAAGACGAGCUUUCCGAAGCCCGAGAACUUGGCAACAUGGGAGCUGUGUAUAUUGCCAUGGGCGACUUUGAGAACGCCGUGCAGUGCCACGAGCAGCACCUGAAGAUAGCCAAGGAGCUGGGGAACAAGCGGGAAGAGGCCCGGGCCUACAGCAACCUGGGCAGCGCCUACCAUUACCGCAGGAACUUCGACAAGGCCAUGUCCUACCACAACUACGUGCUGGAGCUGGCGCAGGAGCUGAUGGAAAAGGCCAUCGAGAUGCGGGCCUACGCAGGCCUGGGCCACGCCGCCAGGUGCAUGCAGGAUUUGGAAAGAGCGAAACAGUACCACGAGCAGCAGCUGGGCAUAGCUGAGGACCUCAAGGAUCGGGCAGCAGAGGGGCGCGCCUCUUCCAAUCUGGGAAUCAUCCACCAGAUGAAAGGCGACUACGACACUGCGCUGAAGCUGCACAAGACGCACCUGUGCAUCGCCCAGGAGCUGAGCGAUUACGCCGCCCAGGGCCGCGCCUACGGGAACAUGGGCAACGCCUACAACGCCCUGGGCCUGUACGACCAGGCGGUCAAGUACCACCGGCAGGAGCUGCAGAUCUCCAUGGAAGUGAACGACCGCGCCUCCCAGGCGUCCACGCACGGGAACCUUGCCGUGGCCUACCAGGCCCUGGGCGCCCACGACCGGGCCCUGCAGCACUAUCAGAACCACUUGAACAUCGCCCGGGAGCUGAGGGACAUCCAGAGCGAGGCCCGGGCCCUCAGCAACCUGGGGAACUUCCACUGCUCCCGGGGAGAGUAUGUCCAGGCUGCCCCCUAUUACGAACAGUACCUGCGGCUCGCUCCUGACCUCCAGGACAUGGAGGGAGAAGGGAAGGUCUGCCACAAUCUCGGCUAUGCCCAUUACUGCCUUGGCAAUUACCAGGAGGCGGUGAAGUACUACGAGCAGGAUCUGGCAUUGGCCAAAGACCUUCAUGACAAGUUGAGCCAGGCGAAAGCCUACUGCAACCUGGGCCUCGCAUUCAAGGCACUGCUGAAUUUCAGCAAAGCUGAGGAGUGUCAGAAGUACCUGUUGUCCUUAGCCCAGUCCCUGAAUAAUUCCCAGGCUAAAUUCCGGGCCCUAGGGAACCUGGGCGAUAUAUUCAUCUGUAAAAAAGAUAUAAAUGGUGCAAUAAAAUUCUACGAGCAGCAGCUGGGCUUAGCCCAUCACGUAAAGGACCGAAGACUGGAGGCCAGCGCAUAUGCAGCCUUGGGCACUGCGUACCGGAUGAUCCAGAAGUAUGACAAGGCCCUGGGCUAUCACACGCAGGAGCUCGAGGUGUACCAGGAGCUCAGCGACCUGCCAGGGGAGUGCAGAGCCCAUGGGCACCUGGCUGCGGUCUACAUGGCCCUUGGCAAGUACACGAUGGCCUUCAAGUGUUACGAGGAGCAGCUGGAUCUGGGGCAGAAGCUGAAGGACCCAAGCCUAGAGGCCCAGGUCUAUGGCAACAUGGGCAUCACGAAGAUGAACAUGAACGUGAUGGAGGAAGCCAUCGGCUACUUUGAGCAGCAGUUGGCCAUGCUGCAGCAGCUCAGUGGCAACGAGUCUGUGCUCGACAGGGGCCGCGCCUACGGCAACCUGGGGGAUUGCUACGAGGCCCUGGGUGACUACGAGGAAGCCAUCAAGUACUACGAGCAGUAUUUAUCUGUGGCCCAGAGUCUGAAUCGCAUGCAAGACCAAGCCAAGGCUUACCGGGGGCUAGGAAACGGACACAGGGCCAUGGGGAGCCUGCAGCAAGCCCUCGUGUGCUUUGAAAAGAGGCUGGUGGUGGCCCACGAGCUCGGGGAGGCCUCCAACAAAGCCCAGGCCUACGGCGAGCUGGGGAGUCUGCACAGCCAGCUGGGGAACUACGAGCAGGCCAUUUCCUGCCUCGAGCGCCAGCUCAGCAUCGCUCGGGAGAUGAAGGACCGAGCCCUGGAGAGUGACGCGGCCUGUGGCCUGGGGGGCGUCUACCAGCAGAUGGGCGAGUACGACACGGCCCUGCAGUACCACCAGCUCGAUCUGCAGAUCGCCGAGGAAACCAACAACCCCACGUGCCAGGGCCGAGCCUACGGGAACCUGGGCCUGACAUACGAGUCCCUGGGCACCUUCGAGAGGGCUGUGGUCUACCAAGAGCAGCACUUGAGCAUCGCUGCGCAGAUGAACGACCUGGUGGCCAAGACGGUGUCCUACAGUAGCCUCGGAAGGACCCACCAUGCCUUGCAGAACUACUCCCAGGCCGUCAUGUACUUACAGGAAGGUUUAAGGUUAGCUGAGCAACUGGGCCGAAGAGAAGAUGAGGCAAAAAUUCGCCAUGGUCUAGGCCUCUCCCUUUGGGCUAGUGGAAACCUGGAGGAGGCCCAACACCAGCUCUACAGGGCAUCGGCCUUGUUCGAGACCAUCCGGCACGAGGCGCAGCUGAGCACCGACUGCAGACUCUCGCUCUUCGACCUGCAGACGUCGUCCUACCAGGCCUUGCAGCGGGUGCUCGUCAGCCUUGGCCACCACGAUGAAGCCCUGGCUGUAGCAGAAAGAGGUCGGACAAGGGCAUUUGCUGAUCUUCUGGUGGAGCGACAGACAGGACAGCAGGACUCGGACCCCUACUCCCCAGUCACCAUCGACCAGAUCCUGGAGAUGGUCAACAGCCAGAGGGGACUGGUGCUCUACUACUCGCUGGCGGCCGGCUACCUGUACAGCUGGCUGCUGGCUCCAGGGGCAGGAAUUCUGAAGUUCCAUGAGCACUACCUGGGUGACAGCACCGUGGAAAACUCCAGCGACUUCCAGGCCAGCAGCAGUGCAGCGCUCCCAACGGCAGCCAGCUCGGCCCUGGAGCAGCACAUCGCCAGCGUCCGCGAGGCCCUGGGGGUGGAGUCUUACUACUCGAGGGCCUGUGCCAGCAGCGAGACGGAGAGCGAAGCUGGAGACCUCAUGGACCAGCAGUUCGAGGAGAUGAACAACAAGCUCAACUCGGUCACUGACCCCACCGGCUUCCUGCGGAUGGUCCGCCGCAAUAACCUGGUGAACAGGAGCUGCCAGAGCAUGACGAGCCUGUUCAGUAGCACCAUGUCGCCCAUCAAGGACGGGACCUCCUCUCUCCCCAGGAGGCAGAGCUCCUUCUCCAAGCCCCCGCUGCGUGCCCUCUACGACCUGCUCAUCGCGCCCAUGGAAGGGGGCCUGAUGCACUCCAGCGGCCCCGUGGGCCGGCACCGGCAGCUGGUCCUGGUCCUGGAGGGGGAGCUCUACCUCAUCCCCUUCGCCCUGCUCAAGGGCAGCUCCUCCAACGAGUACCUGUACGAGCGCUUCGCCCUCAUCGCUGUGCCCGCCAUCCGCUCGCUCGGCCCGCACACCAAGUCCCACCUGAGGAAGACCCCACCGGCAUACCCCAGCUCGGCGUCCAUGGCAGCUGUCAUCGGCAACCCCAAGCUCCCGUCGGCAGUGAUGGACAGGUGGCUGUGGGGGCCCAUGCCGUCGGCCGAGGAGGAAGCGCACAUGGUGUCUGAGCUGCUGGGCUGCCAGCCCCUGGUGGGCAGCGUGGCCACCAAGGAGCGGGUCAUGAGCGCCCUGACCCAGGCCGAGUGCGUCCACUUCGCCACCCACAUCUCAUGGAAACUGUCGGCCCUGGUCCUCACGCCCAGCGUGGACAGCAACCCUGCUGGCAGCAAGAGCUCCUUCGGCCACCCCUACACGAUCCCCGAGUCCCUACGGGUGCAGGAUGACGCCAGCGAUGGGGAGAGCAUCUCGGACUGCCCGCCCCUGCGGGAGCUGCUGCUCACGGCUGCCGACCUGCUGGACCUGCGGCUGCCCGUGAAGCUGGUGGUGCUCGGCUCUUCGCAGGAGGCCAGCGGCAGGGUCACGGCCGACGGCGUGGUGGCGCUGACGCGGGCCUUCCUGGCCGCCGGCGCUCAGUGUGUGCUGGUGGCUCUGUGGCCAGUGCCCGUGGCCGCUUCCAAGAUGUUCGUCCACGCCUUCUAUUCGUCGCUACUCAAUGGGCUCAAGGCCAGCGCCGCCCUGGGGGAGGCCAUGAAGGCCGUGCAGAGCAACAAGGCCUUCUCGCACCCCUCCAACUGGGCAGGGUUCCUGCUCAUCGGGAGCGACAUCAAGCUCAACAGCCCCUCCUCGCUCGUUGGCCAGGCCCUCACGGAGAUCCUGCAGCACCCGGAGCGCGCACGGGAUGCCCUGCGAGUGCUGCUACACCUGGUGGAGAAGUCCCUGCAGCGCAUCCAGAACGGUCAGCGCAACGCCAUGUACACCUCGCAGCAGAGCGUGGAGAACAAAGUGGGCGGUAUCCCGGGCUGGCAGGCCCUCCUCACCGCCGUGGGCUUCCGGCUGGACCCCCCGGCCAGCGGCCUCCCGGCGGCCGUCUUCUUCCCCACCUCCGACCCGGGGGACCGGCUCCAGCAAUGCAGCAGCACCCUCCAGUCCCUGCUGGGUCUGCCCAACCCCGCCCUCCAGGCCCUCUGCAAGCUCAUCACUGCCUCAGAGACCGGCGAGCAGCUCAUCAGCCGGGCUGUUAAAAAUAUGGUGGGAAUGCUCCACCAGGUGCUGGUGCAGCUCCAGGCUGGCGAGAAGGAGCAGGACUUCGCCUCAGUCCCCAUCCAGGUGUCCAUCAGCGUCCAGCUGUGGCGGCUCCCGGGAUGCCACGAGUUCCUGGCCGCACUCGGGUUCGACCUGUGUGAGGUGGGGCAGGAGGAGGUCAUCCUGAAGACCGGGAAGCAGGCCAGCCGGCGCACCGUGCACUUCGCCCUGCAGUCGCUGCUGGCUCUCUUUGAUUCCACCGAGCUCCCCAAGCGCCUCAGCCUCGACAGUUCAUCCUCCCUGGAGUCCCUGGCCUCUGCUCAAUCCGUCUCCAACGCCCUGCCCUUGGGCUGCCAGCACCCGCCCUUCUCCCCGACAGGAGCGGACAGUAUGGCCUCAGACGCCAUCUCCGUAUACAGCCUGAGCUCCAUCGCCUCCUCCAUGAGCUUCGUCUCCAGGCCGGAGUGCGGCCCGGAGGGCGGAGGCCCUAGGGGACGGCAGGAUUUCGACAAGCCCAAGAACACUUACCCGCAGCGAGCCACCACCCUGCCGCGGAGCCCGCUGUCCCCCCAGGCCCGGGCAGCGGGCAGCAAGGACGAGGAGGAGUACGAGGGCUUCUCUAUCGUCAGCACCGAGCCCCUGGCCGCCCACCCCGAGGGCAGGGAGGCGCGCUUCUCCCCGGACCCCAAGCUUGCCCGCGGGGGCGCUGCCGUGGGCGCCAAGGUGUCGGUCAGCUCCAAGGGCAGCGUGAGCACCCCCAACUCCCCGGCCAAGAUGACUCUGAUCCCCAGCCCCAACUCGCCCUUCCAGAAGGUGGGCAAGCUGGCGAGCUCCGACACGGGCGAGUCGGACCAGUCCAGCACGGAGACGGACAGCACCGUCAAGUCCCAGGAGGACGGCAGCCCCAAGCUGGACCCCCAGGAGCUGGCCCAGAAGAUUCUGGAAGAGACGCAAAGUCACCUCCUGGCGGUGGAGCGGCUCCAGAGGAGCGGCGGCCAGGGCGGCCCGGGGAGCCCCCGCGAGGACGGCGCCCCGGUGCCCCCCAGCGCCCCGGUCUUCAGAGCCUCGGAAACCAGCGCCUUCAGCAGGCCCGUCCUCUCCCACCAGAAGAGCCAGCCGUCGCCCAUCGCCACCAAACCAAAGCCCCCAGCCCGGAGCUCGUCCCUGCCCAAGGUGAGCUCAGGGUACAGCAGCCCCGCGUCCCCGAGCCAGCACAGCGGCCGCCCGUCCCCCUGCGACUCCCAGGCCUCCCUGUCGGACCAGCCGCUCUUCAAACUCAAGUACCCCAGCUCCCCCUACAGCGCCCACAUCUCCAGGUCGCCGCGGACCCUGUCCCCCAGCUCGGGCCACCAGUCCCCGGCGGGCAGCGCGCCCUCGCCCGCGCUCUCCUACUCCUCCGCCGGCUCCGCGCGCUCCAGCCCCGCCGACGCCCCCGACCUGGACAAGCUGAAGCUGGCGGCCAUCGACGAGAAGGUGCAGGCCGUGCACAACCUGAAGAUGCUGUGGCAGAGCGCGCCCCAGCCCCCCGCGGGGCCCGUGAGGGUGCUGCGGGGGCCCCCGGGAACCACCACCUCCAAGAGAGACGUGCUCAGCCUGCUAAACUUGUCGCCUCGGCACAACAAGAAGGAGGAGGGGGUCGACAAGCUGGAACUGCAGGAGCUGUCGCUGCAGCCGCGGGACGAGGCGCCCUCCAGGGCCCCCCCCAACGGCCACUGGCGCCCUGAGACCACCGCGCUGGGCCCCGCAGCCCCCGCUCGCCCCCUGAGACUUCCUUCAGCAAACGGCUACAAGUUCCUGUCCCCGGGAAGGUUUUUUCCUUCUUCCAAAUGCUGAAGCUUCCCUCUUUCCGCCCACGACUCUGAGAGCAGCGGCGCCCCCGCGGGGGCCACCCGCCGGAGCGCUGUCCCCCUCAGCCGCGCAGCGCCCCCGGUGGCCGCCCUGGUAGGGCACGUCGCAAAGCCCGCCCCCCAGGCGCCCCGGGCUGGUGGCCGGGAAUGGCACUGGGGCGAGUCUCCGCACCUCACCCAUGUCCACCCCGGACCCCCUGCCACUCGUCUUUGAUGUGAUUCUUUGACAGGAUUUUGUACAAAAAUGGCCAUGAUUCUGGGGUGGAGGGGACAGGAGAGCCCGGGCAGCACCUUCUCUGCCGGGACAGUCAGAAAAUCCAAGUCGAGAUCGACAUGAAAGUGUCAUAUUAGCCAAAAACAGAAUAACGGUUUCAAAAAUGCCAAUGACGUAAACCUGUCGCAGUCCUGCGGCCGCCACCGCCACUCGCAAUAACGCCCGUCAGCGCGCUUCCGCAAGGCCCUAGGGCCCCACCUCAGCCAAACUUGAAUUUUCUUAAAAAGUUUAUGUAACUCCGACCCAGGCAUUUUAGAACUAUGCAAUUGUGAUUUAAGAUGCAACUUUGUGCUUUUAAAACAUUACUGACCUUUUUUGUACACGGAUGAACAACCUGGUUUUGUUAUCAAUAGUACUUUGCAUUUAUAGCUGUUAUUUUUAAAAGCUCAAAAAGUUUUUUAAAAUGCCAAAUUUUGAAUAGUCAUCCAUAAGCAAUUAUCAAGUUUUGGGGGAAAGGGUUGAAAAUAUUCAGUUUCCUUAUUAAGCAAAAAAGAGAAAAAAAAAAAGAGAGAAAAAGGAGGGAAGAAAACCUAACAAAACUCUGGUUCACCAGAUGGAACCAGACCCUCCUUCCAGCCCGGUUGCCUUUGAUUAGGUGCUCAUUGUCCCCCGUCUUCCCCACAGACCUCUUCAGCCUCCAUGGGCCGCCAGGUCCCAUAUCCCUGGGGCCCUGUCCCCUGUGAGCUGCCUGGCUGGAGCCAGUCCCGGGACGCAGGGCACCCGCAUCUGAACCAUUGCUAAACAGACAGGAAGUGGGGGAUCAGAGACCAGACACAGCUCCCGCAGAGACAGCAGGACCCUCGAGGCCUCUGCUAGCUGGACACAUCAAGGGAAUGGCCACCUGGGGGUGGCCUUUAAUUUAUUUUAAUAUAGAAAUGAAGUGUUGGAAAUCCUAUUAGUGCUAAAAUUAGCUGGAGAAUCUAGAAUUAUCUAAAAGAUACUUAUUUAAAGUUAAAGCCCCCCUCCCUUGCUAUGAGGGUCCACCACAGAAGGUGUGCAGCCGCCUGACCUGGGACCACAGCACGUGGAGGGGACACAUGGGGCUGCCAGAGGGACACCAGCACCAGGACCCCAGCUGCAGCCUUAGUUGUAGAGAGGGUCGCACUGCACCUGCAUGACUGGCCCCAUGCGCCCGGGGGGGGGGGGGCGGCGCGGUCAGCGUACCUUCUGAGGGGACUAAAGGAUGUCCUCCACUUGGUUACUCUCAGGAGCACAUCGUGGAGGGCUUAUGACAGCCAGGCCCAUUCAGGGAGGCUGCCCUGUCCAGCCCUGACCGACCCGGGAGAGAUCCUUCAUAAAGCAGUGGGCAGUUGUGAGAAGUCUUAUGUUCACAGGGGAAGAUGGUACUAGAAGUGCUAGUGUAGCAGGUGACAGCCAGGGGGACAGCACUGUGUGAUGGCAAAGUCAGGUCUCAGCAACGAAGAGCACACCCCAGCCAACCCCCGCCCCGCCGCCAGCUGGCCCUCCUCAGGGCGCCUCUGCAGUCUCCUGGCCAAAUGCCCUGAGCCCUUGGGCAGGGGCCUGGGUUCUGUGCCCUUGUCCCUCCACUCUGGAGAACACCUCCCCCCAGACCACUUCCUGUGGCGUCCAGCCGGUGAGUACUGGUGACCGACCUGCUUCUAGCCCUCGGUACCUGUUGUCCCUGGUCUCCUGCUGCACACAGGACCUUUCUACCUGGUCCUGAACAUCAGUUUCAGGGGGGGAAACAGAGUGGCUGGAUAGAGGCCCAGUGUCCCCACCAGAGUCCCCACGUGUACAAAUCAGCGUCAGAGUGAAUUUCCAGCUACUCUGAAAAACCUGUGUGCUUGCACCAUGGGAGACGGUGGGACAACUCGGACUUCUUGGCAGCAGCAGGGGCUGGCAGGGGACCCACGGGCUGAUUUUUUUCGGGUGUCCUAGGUGUCCUAGGCUGAGAGGAUUUUACCUCUCUCAAUCGCUCUCUAAGUACCUACAUGAUAUUCUUGAUCUUGCGUCUUGGCCCCCGAAGACUAAAUGAUCGAAUGCUGACCCGGGUUGAAAGAGAAAGUUUGCAAGUCCCGGUGUAGGCCUGUGACCCAGGAAGGAGUUUCAGGAGGGAGGACAGCCGUGGAGACCUGGGCGACGCUCCUGCACGGCCCUGGCGCUCAUCCUGGGGAGGACUCUCCGGUGUGUGGAAUCCACCGAAGCAUCCGCUUCCCCCUGCAGGCAGCCUUGACGUGCUCUUAGCUCAGGUAGGGAUGGCCCCGACCCCACCCCCUCACAUGCAAACACACUGGGGACCAGCAGGAAGACCCCUGUCUCUUAGGACCUCGGGAGGACCACAGUGACAGGUAGACGAUGCUCCCAGCUCCCCCCAGCCAACUCCUCUGGUACUUGAUGAUUGUUAACCAAGUCAAAUCACCAGGAGCAGGUCAGCUGCUAACCUUCCACGCUGGUGACACAGGUGUGCCCCAGUCGCUGUCCCCUCCUCCUCAAGUCCUCACUGAGAGAAGCCAGGCGCUGCCCCCGGGUCCUGCCCCGCUCUCCUCUGCCCCACGGACCCUCCGGUGGGUGGGUGCCAAGCAAGUCCCCUGUCCCUUCCUGCCCAGCCCCGCACCGCAGGCCCCAGGAGAACUGUACUUGGCUACUUUAGGUUCAGGUCGCAGAAACCCCAGCAAUAACCUGGUUUGCCCUUGGCGAGCAGCCAGAGGAACACUGUGUGACCUCCUCGCAGCGCAGGUGUGAUCUGAGAUGUCUGUGUGUGCUGUGUGAACUGGGCCCUCGCGCUGCCGCACCCUGGCCCUGUCCCCUGGGCGCCGCGGCCACCGACGCCCCCUCUUGGCAUUCCCGCUCCUUACAUGCAGUGUGAGCCGUCCGCGGCCUACAUGGACUUUUUUUUUUUUUUUUGUAAAUUUCACAGUUUCCAGAUAGCAUUAAACUUUUUAUAUUACAAAGUUUGCCAUGUAAAAAGAACUUCAUAUUUUUAUUGAGACUGCUAAGGCGCUUGGCCUUCUUCCUUUGUGAUUUCAGUGUCUAUUAAAGCAUGAGUUCCCUCGGUUUUAA
Molecule: messenger RNA, 13108 nt
Organism: Marmota monax (woodchuck)
Lineage: Eukaryota; Metazoa; Chordata; Mammalia; Rodentia; Sciuridae
Gene: Ttc28
Product: tetratricopeptide repeat domain 28
Exons: 22
Coding region: 2759-9799 (2346 amino acids)
Molecular function (GO): protein binding
Source: RefSeq, a predicted model, not a curated record